AUGGGCCGCCUUCUUCUGGCUGUCUUUCUCGCCGGGCUAACAAGCGCGACGGAGAUGGACAAUAUCAAUAUCAACAAGCGACAUGACUCCUCCAGUUCAUCAGAGCGCUUCUACGAGGCCCUCAAUGACGACCUAGCACGAAUCUCCCUUCUCGCCCUCGGUUGCGCCGCAGCCGCCAUGUACGUGUGGCAGCUCGGCUUCCGCUUCUCCGGCCAUCUGCGACGGCUAUCUAGCUUCAGCGAUGACCGGCAGCGAUAUUUCAUGUCAGCGCAUGAGACAUUUGCCCGGCUCAAGGAGCACUUGAUCUAUGCUCCGCUAUUUCGCACGCGGCACAACCGCGAGUUCCAGCUCUCGCAGGCUGUCAACAUGGGGAAUCUGCCCAGUCGGUUUCAUGCGCUCCUCAUCUCGGGAAUCAUUGCUAUGAACGUGGCACUCUGCGUUGUUACAGUUCCCUAUCGGUCGACGGAGGACACCGUCGCAGGUGUCAUCCGCAACCGUACUGGCACGAUGGCAACAGUCAACUUGAUCCCGCUGGUCCUCAUGGCUGGUCGGAACAAUCCUCUUAUCGCGAUGCUGCACGUCCCCUUUGACACUUGGAAUUUGCUCCACCGAUGGCUGGGUCGCAUUGUCGUUUUGGAGUCUCUGGCUCAUGUGUUCGCGUGGGCUGUUCCAAAGGCCCAGGAAAACGGGUGGAGUGCCGUCGGAAUGGUGUUUGGUGAAAGCAACUUCAUGCUUGCUGGCCUGGUGGCUGCCUGUGGAUUCACGGCUCUACUUGUCCAUUCCCCUUCUGCUAUUCGCCAUGCUUUCUACGAAACCUUCCUUCAUCUGCAUAUUGUCCUUGCGGCCGUGUCUAUGGCCUUUCUUUGGAUCCAUUUGGACGGAAUGAUCUCGCAGACGUACCUGAUGGCAGCGCUCAUCUUCUGGGCCCUCGAGCGAACUACUCGUCUUUUCAUCAUUGCGUACCGCAACUUUGGGCGCCAAUCCACUACCGCCACUGUCGAAGCAAUGCCUGGCGACGCCAUGCGCAUCACGCUGCGUCUAACUCGGCCCUGGACCUUCCAGCCGGGCCAACAUAUCUACCUUUACAUCCCCGCAGUCGGGUGGUGGUCAUCGCACCCGUUUUCUGUCGGAUGGAGCGAAACCGAAGAAGUGCUAUCGGACGAGAAAUCAAUGCCGAUGUCCCGACAAGAUCUCCUCGGCGUGCCACAAAAAACUACCCUUUCACUCCUCGUCCGCCGCCGCACGGGCAUGACCGACAAGCUCUUCCAACGCGCCGCCGACUCAUUUGGCUCCCGCAUAACACUCCGUGCCUUCGCAGAAGGUCCCUACGGCAACAUCCACACGCUGGAUUCCUACGGGUCAGUCCUGCUCUUCGCCGGCGGCGUGGGGAUAACGCACCACGUCCCCUUUGUGCGACAUCUCGUCGCCGGUUUCGCAGACGGGACAGUCGCAGCCCGCCGCGUCACGCUCGUCUGGAUCAUUCAGUCCCCAGAGCACCUGGAGUGGAUCCGUCCCUGGAUGACCAGUAUCCUGGCCAUGGACCGCCGCCGCGAAGUCCUCCGGAUCAAGCUCUUUGUUACCCGUCCCCGCAACGCAAAGGAGAUCCAAAGCCCCUCGGCUACCGUGCAGAUGUUUCCUGGUCGGCCUAAUAUCGACACUCUUGUUGGUAUGGAAGUCGAGAACCAGGUGGGCGCUAUGGGGGUCCUGGUUUGUGGAAAUGGGAGCCUGAGCGAUGAUGUACGGCGCGUGUGUCGGAAGAGACAAACUCGCACCCAUGUGGAUUAUAUCGAGGAGAGCUUCUCGUGGUAG
Molecule: messenger RNA, 1809 nt
Organism: Penicillium riverlandense
Lineage: Eukaryota; Fungi; Ascomycota; Eurotiomycetes; Eurotiales; Aspergillaceae
Product: ferric reductase family protein
Exons: 4
Coding region: 1-1809 (602 amino acids)
Biological process (GO): iron ion transport; intracellular iron ion homeostasis; copper ion import
Cellular component (GO): plasma membrane
Molecular function (GO): ferric-chelate reductase activity
Source: RefSeq, a predicted model, not a curated record